AAAAAAAAGACCAAGUCAAUUGAAUCCAUAACUCUGCCAACUAUUUAGAAAACCCAUUUGCAAGAGUUAUCAUUUUUAUAUAUACUAACUACCAUACAGGUUGCUUUUCUAAGAAACCACAUCAUUCUUUCAUAUCGUUGCUUUAUUUGUUUGAAUGCGUCUUCUACGAGAGGGCUAUGAGGAAGUUUCCUGUCCAGUGCUCGUCAGCAUACAAUGACUACAAAAAAAAUCAACCAAUUAGAAUUCACAUCUCUUUGAAGUUUAUCUCUGACGCUUUUGCAUCAACUGCUUUUCUUUAACAUCAUUUGCGACUCUCUGAUAUCUCUCUCAUGGCUUCUUCUUCAUCGGACAUUAAGAGAUACCAUGUCUUUCCGAGUUUCCAUGGACCAGACGUCCGUAGAGGGUUUCUCAGUCACUUACACAACCACUUUGCAAGCAAAGGGAUCACAACGUUCAAGGAUCAGAGAAUCGAGAGAGGCCACACCAUCGGACCUGAACUCGUACAAGCGAUUAGAGAAUCCAGAGUCUCGAUCGUUCUGCUCUCUAAGAAUUACGCUUCUUCGAGCUGGUGUUUAGAUGAAUUGGUCGAAAUCUUGAAAUGCAAAGAAGCUUCGGGGCAGAUUGUGAUCACCAUCUUUUACGACGUUGAUCCAUCCGAUGUUCGGAAACAGAGGGGAGAUUUUGGAAGCACUUUCAUGAAAACUUGUGAAGGGAAAGCAGAAGGGGAGAAAAAAAGAUGGAUCAAAGCUUUGGCCUAUGUAGCAACCAUUGCCGGAGAACACUCUCUAAACUGGGAUGAUGAAGCGGCAAUGGUCGAAAAGAUUGCCGCAGAUGUUUCCAACAAACUGAAUGUUACACUGUCAAGGGAUUUUGAGGGGAUGGUGGGACUUGAAGCUCACUUGAGAAAGUUGGACUCUAUGUUAUGCCUCGAGUGUGAUGAAGUGAAGAUGAUUGGAAUUUGGGGUCCUGCAGGGAUUGGUAAGACCACCAUUGCUAGAGCUUUGUAUAACCAACUCUCUAGUAAAUUUCGAUUCAAAUGUUUUAUGGGGAAUCUCAAGGAAAGUUAUAAGAGCAUUAUGUGUGUUGAUGAUUAUGAUUCCAAGCUGUGUUUGCAAAAACAACUUCUUUCCGAGAUUUUGAACCAAAGGGAUAUAAGGGUACAUCAUUUAGGUGCAAUCAAAGACUGGCUACAAGAUCAAAGAGUGCUUCUUGUUCUUGAUGAUGUAGAUGAUCUAGAGAAACUAGAGGUAUUGGCUAAAGAACUUUCUUGGUUCGGUUAUGGAAGUCGGAUCAUCGUGACCACAGAAGAUAAAAAGAUUUUGAAGGCUCAUGGGAUUAACGAUAUCUACCAUGUCGAUUUUCCUUCCAUGGAAGAAGCUCUCGAGAUUUUCUGUCUAUCUGCUUUCAAACAAAGUACUGUACGAGAUGGUUUUGAAGAGAUUGCAAAUAAAGUAGCUGAGUUUUGCGGUUGUCUUCCACUAGGCCUCUGUGUUGUGGGUUCAUCAUUGCGUGGAGAGAGCAAGCACGAGUGGGAACUUCAAUUAUCUAGGCUCGGAACUAGUCUUGAUAGAAAAAUUGAAGACGUAUUAAAAGUGGGAUAUGAUAGAUUGGUUGAUAAAGAUCAAGCUCUGUUUCUCCACAUUGCAUGCUUCUUUAACCAUGAAAAUGUUGAUCAUGUGACAACCAUGCUCACUGACACUGUUUUGGAUGUUGGAAAUGGGUUGAAGAACCUAGCCGAUAAGUCGCUUGUCCAUAUAUCAUCUCGUGGACAUAUAGCGAUGCACUAUUUAGUACAACAAUUGGGUAGACAAAUAGUCAUUGAACAGUCUCAUGAGCCCGGAAAGCGUCAGUUUUUAGUGGAAGUCGAAGAGAUUCGUGAUGUACUCGAAAAUGAAACAGGUACUGGAUCUGUCAUAGGUAUAUCAUUUGAUAUGUCCAAGAUCGGUGAGCUCACAGUAAGUAAGCGAGCUUUUGAAGAAAUGCGUAAUCUCAGAUUCUUGAGAUUUUAUAAUGGAAAAGUUAGCUUGUUAGAGGACAUGGAAUAUCUACCCCAUCUAAGAUUGCUACAUUGGGAUUCAUACCCGAGAAAAAGCCUUCCUCCAACAUUCCAGCCUGAACGUCUCGUCGAGCUCCAUAUGCAAUUUAGCAAGCUCGAGAAGCUCUGGGGAGGAAUCCAGCCCCUUGCGAAUCUCAAGAAGAUAGAUUUGGUACAUUCCAAAAAUUUGAAAGAGAUCCCAAAUCUUCUGAAAGCUACUAGUCUCGAGACAUUGAAGCUUAUGGGAUGCAAAAGCUUGGUGGAACUUCCAUCCUCUAUUUCGAAUCUACAGAAAUUAAAAACGUUGUCAAUGCGGGCGUGUGUAAAGCUACAAGUUAUUCCCAGCGAUAUCAACUUAGUAUUUCUUGAGGACGUGGACAUGAGUUAUUGCUCGCGGUUGAGAACUUUUCCAGAUAUUUCUAAGAACUUCAGUCGUCUCAAUUUAGAAGACACAAAGAUAGAAGAUGUUCCUGCAUCAGUUGGUGGAUGUUGGUCUCGUCUUGAGUGGCUUGUGAUGGGCAACAGAAGCCUCAAAAGAUUAACACAUGUCCCGCUAAGUGUAACGUUGCUAGACCUAAGCAACAGUGAGAUAAAGAGGAUUCCAGAUUGCAUUGUAGGUCUCCCUCACCUAGUGACUCUUAUUGUCAAAAACUGCAAAAAACUUGUGUCAAUUCCGGGUCUUGCCCCUUCGCUCAAGUCCCUAAAUGCAAACAAUUGUAUAUCACUAGAGAGAGUAUGUUUCUAUUUCCACAACGUAAUAAAGGAGCUAACAUUCUACAACUGUGUGAACCUGGAUGAAGAAGCAAGAAGAGUAAUUAUACAACCAAGGGUUGAUGGGUAUGUAUUGUUACCAGGUAAAGAAGUCCCUGCAGAGUUCAUUCACAAAGCCACAGGAAACUCCAUAACCAUCAAAGGUACUUUUUCUGUGUUCUCAAGAUUCAAGGCUUGCCUUCUGCUUCCACCAAUCAAGAACAGGGGAGAUUUUCAAAUAAAGUGUAGUUUAAGAAGCAAAAAUGGUGUCCUUAUUAACCAAGUCUACAAUUUUGGAAUGCCUGAAACUUUUUAUGCUAGAUGUCUAUCAAAACAUUUACUUAUAUUCCGUGAUGCUCUAUUUCAACAAAGCGUCUGCCAUGAUGAAGUUGAUGUGACUACGAGUGAGAUUCUGUUUGAGUUCACCGGCUGGCUGGAAGACGAUGUUUGCGAGGUUCUUGAGUGUGGUGUACAGAUUUUGACAGACGAAGCUGAGGGUAGCAGCAGGAAAGAAGACACUUUUGAAGAAGAGAGUAGCAGCAGCGACGAAGUGAACAGCUUCAGCAGCAAAGAAGACAACUUUGAGGAAGAGAGUAGCAGCAGCGACGAACUGAACAGCUUUGAAGCUGAUAGUAGCAGCGAAGUGGGUUACUCUGAAACUGGAGGCAACAGUGAUGAAGCUGUUCGACGGAUUUGGUCCGGGAAAGAAGACACAACACCCAUUAUCUUAGGGGUAGUUACUCUCUUGUGCGUGCUUGUAGUUAUCCGAAUCUAUGUCAAUAAAAAAUAGAAAGAUUGGAGUAUCUGAUCCUACAUGUUACUGGUAAAUUGUUGAUGGUAACUCUCUCUCUCUCUCAUUUUUUAUAUAUAUAUACUUCGUUGCACGAUGCAGUACCAUCAUAUUUUUAGCUUUUGUAUAUUAUAAACUUAGAAGCAGCUUGGUUAUUGUGUGUUGACGUAGGGUAUAGAAUGGAUCAAGUGAAGUUCUUUAAAAGAUAGAGAUUGUUGUUGGAACUUGGAGGCCUUGUGAUACUUCAUGAUUGCCUUGGGAUUAAUAUACGAUAUGUUUAGGAUAAUAUGACUCAACAGCUUAUUUUCGAUGGUGUGAAAAUUAGGCAUCGGAAGCUAUAGACUGCUUUUCAAAGUAAUACAAGUUGUUGGAGUUGGCUUAGGAAUGGUUUAGUUUCACUGGAAGUAGUUGUGUGUUGCAGCGACAUGGAUUCUCAUCGCCUUCUUCAUGUGAACCGAACUCAGCUGAAUCGACUGAUCGAGUGUCUGUGAGAUCAAACAAACAAGAACGUGAUCGGAGUCCACUUGGUUUGAAUAAUGAGAAACAAGAGUUGUUGGAGUUGGACGCAAAAGAGUGGCUCUUGUUGAUUCGUCUUCAAGCAAACAGGCAACAACAACAACUCGUGUUGCUGCAGCUUCAAUGUAACAGUGAAAUUCGUCGUGUUUCUUAGUUGUUGUUAUUGUACUUACUUUCCCAUGGUUGCAGAGUAGCAACUUGUGUUUGGCAUUUUUUUUGUUUGUAAUCAUAUGAUCAAUUCGAAUAAUAUAUUCCUUUAGAA
Molecule: messenger RNA, 4353 nt
Organism: Eutrema salsugineum
Lineage: Eukaryota; Viridiplantae; Streptophyta; Magnoliopsida; Brassicales; Brassicaceae
Product: disease resistance protein RML1A
Exons: 4
Coding region: 330-3575 (1081 amino acids)
Biological process (GO): defense response; signal transduction
Molecular function (GO): ATP hydrolysis activity; ADP binding
Source: RefSeq, a predicted model, not a curated record